UUCAGUUUCAUAGCUUACUAUUGAGAUAUAUAUAUUGUAAUGUUUAAUAUUUUACUAAUCUUUCUGUGUUUCUCAUCAAUUUCCAAAUUGCCGCUUUCAUUUGCUUCGGAACCUGACCUUGCCCAAGGUACAUGGGGAGCAUGGCUAAAACCAUCGGACUGCGACUCCUACCGGAAAGUUGACUUGAAUUCAGUAACAGUAACUCAAAGACAAUGCUUGGUUGAAAACCAAACUGUGGAACAAAUACACUGUGACGGAACGUAUAAAGUCGAAGUAAAUUGUACAAAUGAUUUAUCUCCGGUCGCAAAAGGAGUCAGAGCUGUUGCGGAAUCGUGGCCAUGGCAGGUUUUUAUCGAGCUUGACAAUGGUGCAGAUCAAUGCGGUGGAAGUCUAAUAUCAGAAACCUGGAUACUAACAGCUGCUCAUUGCUUUGACGGAAAACUAGCAACAAGAAUAUCAUUCAAUACUAAAGACAAGGACGCACCAGAAGCCACGGCAGUUAAUACGAAGCCUGAAAAAGUAAUUUGUCACAAAGGCUUUCAAUCAAGGGACUUAACAAAUGAUAUUUGUCUCAUCAAAAUUCCUUGGCCAGAAUACAUGGGAUACUCUUCACCUGUACCAUAUGCAUUUGACGAAAUAAUUGAUAUACCAGAAGGAACAGUGUGUACCGUUGCCGGAUGGGGUUAUGAUGAGCAUGGAAAUUUGCAUCAAUAUUUACAAGAAGCCGAAGUAAAAAUAAUAGACAAUAAUCAAUGUCAGGAAUGGCACGAAAAACACGGAACCAUGAUUCCAGCAAACACUGUCUGUGCCGGACACACAGAAGGCGGUGCAGACACGUGUGGAGGAGACAGUGGCGGUCCUUUGAUAUGCAAAACAAGUGGUACAAGUUUUCUGUACGGUAUAAUUAGUUUUGGGCCCAUACAUUGUGGGGCGAAAGAGCUACCGGGUAUUUAUACAAAAGUGCAAAAUUUUUUGACUUGGAUCAACGAAACAAUUGAGGAAGCUUCUUUAGGAUAUCAUUGGAGUUCGUGGGAUGAGACAUGUACUGUCACUUGUGGGGAAGGAGAAAUGAUAAUGCAACGAUAUUGUCUCGAUAAAGAUAACGACACAAUUGAUUCUGAUAAAUGUGGCGGAUUUGAUUUCGACAUUGACCUGUGCUUUCUACCAAAUUGUGAUGCGAUGGGAGUGCCAAAAUAUUUAUGGUCUGCAUGGGAAGGCGAAUGCAGCGUUAAUUGUGGCAUAGGCUAUAUGAAUAGAACACGAAAAUGUUUGGAGAAAAGAAAAAAAGUCGUUUUCUCAAGAUUAUGCGGAAAAGAGUCGCCGAUCGAGUACGCAAAAUGUUUCAACUCUAGAAGAUGCUCAGAUAAUGUAUCAUGCAAUUCAAUAUCGAGCGAGUUCUUGGAAACUAAGUUUGACGUUAUUUGUCCACCUGGAUGCCCACUUCCAACUUGGGAGAAACAUGUGUUAUGGGGAACUGAUAUUUAUACAGAUGAUUCCUACAUAUGCACUGCUGCUGCCCACAGUGGAGUUAUUAAUGCAAACGAGGGUGGGAGAUUCACCGUAUGGAAAACUGACGGAUUAUCCAGGUAUGAAGGUUCCACGAGAAAUGGAAUUACUUCAAUUCGAUACUCAAAUUGGGAAGUUUCGAUCGUGUUUUAUGACAUACUUUUUAUAGAUCCUACAUACGCAUGGAGUUCAUGGUCAUCUUCGAAAUGUAGUGUAUCGUGUGGAGAAGGAAUGGUUAUCAAAAUACGACAUUGUGAAUCGCCGCUCGGGAAUGUGGACAAUGGAAAAUGCGAAGGGAUUACAAACAUGUUCGAAAAGUGUUACGAGCCCAGCUGUGGAGAAAUAUCUGCCUGGGGAGAUUGGUUGUCGUUCGGAUGUAGCGUCACUUGUGGAAAUGGGGAAAUAUUCAGACUUCGACAUUGUAGGCUGAAUGGAGAAAGGGCUGGUGACUGCCCUGGCAUAUCUGAAGAGAAAGUCGCGUGCGAAGAACCUGUUUGUGAAGAACAUUCUUCGUGGGGACCAUGGAUAUCAAGUUCAUGUAGCGUUACUUGUGGAUCUGGAGAAAUUUCACGAAUGAGAUUUUGUCGGUCAGAUAAUGGCUUUGCUUCUGGCUGCCCGGGGGACGCCAAAGAUACAAUAGUUUGCGAGCGCCCUGAUUGUGAAGGUAUAUCGUAAAAUGGUGCACGAAAUGCAUCGAUAUGGAGAAAACGAAGUACAGAAGCGUAUGGGCAUUUUGCCAAUAUAUUACCUUAUAAGUUACUUUCAUGGCUCUUGAAAAAUUCUUUGGAGUCUUUUAAAUUGAACUACUUUUUUGCAGAGAAUUUUUCUUUUUAUUGUGAACGAAAUUAUUAUUAUUUUCACGAAAUAAACUGAUUAAGUAGAGUGAGAACCGGACAAAAAUCUUUCCACUGUCGGCUAUGAAUCAUGAUGCAUUUGAUAUUACUUUCAAACGAGGGAUAAAACUCACCGUGAAGAGAAUUAGAUACGAUCUUAUUCAACUUACACCGAUAAAAAAAUAAAUAAUCUACAAAUAUUGCAAAACAAGAAAAAAAUAUUUUGUACAAGUAUUGUUAUCGUAAGUUUGAAUAAAUCACAAGGUACUGUACCAUGUCCAGGCAUCCUGUUGAAUAAGCAUUUGCGAAUGAAUAAUCAUACCGAAGCCAUCUUUCGGCUGGCAAAUUACA
Messenger RNA from Styela clava, 2690 nucleotides. NCBI's taxonomy places the organism in Eukaryota, Metazoa, Chordata, Ascidiacea, Stolidobranchia, Styelidae. The record is from RefSeq and is a predicted model, not a curated record.